Messenger RNA from Colletotrichum spaethianum, 2319 nucleotides. RefSeq lists its product as uncharacterized. Bases 1 to 2319 code for a protein of 772 amino acids. The transcript is spliced from 4 exons. The record is from RefSeq and is a predicted model, not a curated record. Gene Ontology annotation, biological process: mitotic G2 DNA damage checkpoint signaling; double-strand break repair via homologous recombination. Gene Ontology annotation, cellular component: Mre11 complex. Gene Ontology annotation, molecular function: damaged DNA binding; protein binding. Lineage: Eukaryota; Fungi; Ascomycota; Sordariomycetes; Glomerellales; Glomerellaceae.
AUGACCACAGGCCGACGGCUCUGGCUCCGACCUGGCAAACGAUAUCUCUUCGGCCGGACUGCGUCGGAACACGCAGCUGGACAGCUUGCGAUCUCCCACAAGACCAUCUCACGCAAACACCUGACGAUUGAGGUCGGCGCCGUGCCCGAUGGCAAUAGCCAAGACCUAUCGAGCCGAUCGGCAGUCACAAUCGAGGACUUGGGCACCAAGACCGGGACGACCGUGGACGGACACAAAUACAAGGGCGAAAAGCGUGUCGUCACCGAACAUGCGGUCGAGAUAAAAAUGGGCGGCUGCCCUGACAUGUUCCGCCGAGAACUGCAAGCCGACCCCUUCUCACGAUUGCGUGCCGAACUCGAACAGCUUGACGUCAAGCUGGCAGCGGACUACAACAUCCAACAUACUACGCACGUGGUCACAAAAAAGCGCAAUACUUCGAAAGGCCUGCAGGCUCUAAUCAACGGAAGGUACAUCGUUGCCGACUCGUUCGUCGAUGAGAUUAUCACAGCAGGAGUGCACCCUGUAAGUGGUGAUGGUACAGCGGCAUCUGCACUGGAAGAUGACUUUGACGGGAGCUGGCCGGAUCCGUUGGAACAUCUGCCCCCUCGUGGCGGUGAACCUGUGGAGCGGCCACCAUCCGCCUACGCACCAAAUGAAAGCCGUCAGGAUAUCUUUGAGGGUUACACCUUCAUCUUCUACGACAAGGGUCAGUUCAACACUUUGUUGGCGCCAAUUACGAACGGCAAAGGCAAAGCACUAUACACUCAUGUGGACCCGAACUCAACAACAGUCGAUGACUUUAUUCUCUACGUCAAAACUGAAGCAGGUGAGAAGGGCCUUGGGUCCUUCGAAGAUGGCAGCGAAGGGCGCGGGGUGGUUGUUGUCCGAUUCGUCCCCAGUAAAGGUGAUGCAGUGGACUGGUACGCCGAUUUCUUUACUCAGGUCUCCCUCCGCUUGGACCACAGACCCAUUGAGCAGAACGAGUUCCUCGAGGCUAUCCUUAUCAAUGAUGCCAGCAUCCUGCGUCGGCCUUUGGAAGUCGACCCUACUCAAGGACCUUUGAGUACAACACACCAACAGCAGGUGAACACCGAUUCCGGCUCAAUGGAGGUUGAUCAGCCGGCGACUUCACAACGCGCCCAAGAGUCAUCCCUAGCUUCUAAAACGGCUGCUGCAAGGAGCCGAGUGCGGAGAGCAGCAACAAGGCGGUUUGCCGGUUUUGAUGCUGAUGAUGACGAAGAGACAAUGACCCCAUCGGUGACCGAAAGCGUCCCAGUCAAUGCCUCAGUCAAUGACGACCCUGACGAAGGCUUGUUUGUAUCCCAAGAAGUGCCUCAGCUAGAUGAAAAUCCGGAAUCGUUGCAAGAGGCGACCAAUAGAAGACCUCAGAGGAAGCGUCCUGCGGCUCAAGACGACAACAUUGAGGAUAUCAUUCCAACUGCCGCAGCAGUGAAACGACGACGGAUUGCUGCCGGCGAGGAAGCGGUCCCCCGUCAGAAAUCACCCGAAGCUCCGAAAGCCCCUGAGCCCAAGGCCGUACCCAAAGCUAAGAAGAUCAAAAAAGAGAUUGACGUCCUCGACGUCGCUCGCCAACAGCGUGAAGAGAUGGAGGCUCGCGCCAAGGCAGAAAAGGAAGACCUCGCCAAUCUACCCGACGACGUCGACCUAAGUGAAAUCCGCCGACUGCAAAUCGUUGAAGAGAUGCCUAUCCGUCAACCAACAGCAAACAGUAGUCACGAUCAAGAUGCCGAGAACGGUAGAUGGGAUCCGCGGUGGAAUGGACGGAAGAACUUCAAGCGCUUCAGACCACGCGGCGAACUCACGGGACGUCCUCCGCAGAAGGUCAUUGUACCCCUGACGCAGGUAAAGACGAAGGAGUUCGGCAUUGGAGACGAUUACUGGCUCGAAGACAGCCAGAGCAGGAAGAAGGGCAACGAGAGUCAGAAGAGCGGGACGAACCAAACCGAGUCCGCUGCGCCACCAGGUUCUCGGCCCGCGUCACGGCAGCAGCGCAUUGUCCUCAGCGACGACAGUGAGGAUGAUCAAGCAAUGCCCGACACUGAACCCGAGCCUGAACCCGAAUCAGAACCAGAGCCAACACCGGCGUCCCAGACGAGGAGUAACCGCGCGGCGAUGACACAAUCGACCAACACCACCCAGAGCCAGUCACAGAGGCAGACGCGGGGCAAGAGGGCGGCGCCCGCCCCGGCCAAGGAGCCUCCUGCAAAGAAGUCUCGGCCAUCCCGGAAGGCCAUUGAAGUUGCGGAUAGUGACGACAGCGACGAUGAGCUCAAGUUCAAGUUUGGCCGCAGACGAUGA